AUGGCUAUGAACGUGAAGCCUCUUAAUGCUGAUACAACGUUCUUGAUCGACUUUAUCCCUUCGUUUGCGCCUCCUUAUGCCUCGGCUCGGUUUCCUGGCUCCUUUACCAUCUUGAUCGAUCCCUGGGUUACAGGCAGUUCCUCAGUCUGGAGCGAGGCCUUCCAGAUAUCUCAUCAUACGACUUCGCCAUGUAUUUCAUCAUUACGGGACAUACCAGAACCGGAUCUCAUUGUCAUCUCCCAGGAUAAACCCGAUCAUUGUCACAAACAAACAUUAUGCACGCUUCCGGCAGACUCGAGGGUCCGGAUACUAGCAACUCCGGCAGCUGCCAAAUUGAUCAGAUCAUGGAAAUAUUUCUCACAUGCGACUAUCGAAACGAUGCAACCAUACAACACCAAGAUUGACAAUUCUGUUAUACGCAUACCCAUCCCGGGAUACUCUCUCACCAGUCAGGGCGGAGAAGUUACGGUCUCAUACAUGCCACAAAAGAUGGACCCGACAAGGCUCCAUAAUGCGAUCGGUCUCACAUAUCGAGCACCAAGCAGCAAAACGACAUCAGUAAAUGGCUCUGUCGUUAAUCUGCUCAACCUUCCACCUUCACCACAGGACUCUCCAAUGGCAGGCAACUUUUCGGAUCUCACUGUUGAUCAUACCGACUUCUCUCCACUUCCGGAUUCACCCAUGGAACUUGAAGGAGACUCACCUAUAUUCCCACCCUGUGAGAAAACAAUCAGUGUAUUGUACAGCCCUCACGGUGUAGCUUACCCAGCGAUUGAGUCAUACGCAACAUCCUUCCUAGCAAAGGAAUCAGCAUUACCACUCACCGCUCUCUUCCACCCCAUCAACACGGAAGAGAACCCUUGGUUCAUGGGUGGUGUGGUAGCAGCAGGAUACCCCGGAGGCGCCGAGAUCGUUCGCAAUAUGGGAGCCCGCUACUGGAUCAGCGCCCACGACGAAGUCAAAGACAAUAGAGGCUGGUCGGUGACUUGGAUCAAGAGCAGAGUAUACUCAGCAGAGGACGCACAGCAAAAGUUGGAUGAGGAGAAGAAAAGUUUAGCAUUGUAUCAGGCUGGAAAGGAUGGGAAGGCUGGAAAAGCGAAUCAUAGGACUCAAAUUGUUAGGUUGGAUGUGGGAGAACGGCUACGCAUUGUGUGA
Aureobasidium namibiae CBS 147.97 is the source of this 1155-nucleotide messenger RNA. RefSeq lists its product as uncharacterized. The transcript has a single exon. Bases 1 to 1155 code for a protein of 384 amino acids. NCBI's taxonomy places the organism in Eukaryota, Fungi, Ascomycota, Dothideomycetes, Dothideales, Saccotheciaceae. The record is from RefSeq and is a predicted model, not a curated record.